AUGGCUCAGAAGGCAAAGAAGGACAGGGCCAAAUCCAACGCCGCCGCCCUCAACAACCUCCACACCGGCUCCGCCGUCGUCAACCUAGGCUUCCUCCUUUUCUACUUCUUCACCAAAUCGCGCUCCAUCUUCUGGUUCUUCUUGCUCUCUGCUCCGGCUCUGGUCUGCGAGUUCAUCCUGGAAAGCACGGGGCGUCCCAAAUAUGACACCGCCGGCGGCCUCAAAACCUCCGGCGAGGACCUCGCCGCCUCGGGCUUGACCGAAUACAUGUUCGACGUCAUCUGGGUUACCUGGGCAUCCGUCGUCCUGGUUAUCUUGUUCGGCAACUGGGCCUGGAUUCUUUGGCUCUCCGUCCCCGCCUACGGCGCUUACGCCGGGGUCGGUCUGCUCGGGGCUGGCAAGCGAAUGGCUCAGAUGGGUGGUGCUGCGAACAACCAAGAGCCCGCGCCGCCCGUCAACAGAAGGCAGCGCCGGGCCGCGUAA
This is a messenger RNA of Colletotrichum graminicola M1.001, 483 nucleotides long. RefSeq lists its product as uncharacterized. Gene Ontology annotation, biological process: vacuolar protein processing. Lineage: Eukaryota; Fungi; Ascomycota; Sordariomycetes; Glomerellales; Glomerellaceae. The transcript has a single exon. Bases 1 to 483 code for a protein of 160 amino acids. The record is from RefSeq and is a predicted model, not a curated record. Gene Ontology annotation, cellular component: intracellular membrane-bounded organelle.